AUGCUUUGGUCGGGUGGAAGACGAACACAAGGCAACGAGGUGACAGUGAACAUCGAGCGCACGAGUAGGAACUCGAGGCGAAUCUCAGGCAGUAUCGUUGUCAAUCGCCCGAUUGAGGACGUCUGGUUGACCUUGACAGACUACGACCGGCUGGCGAAGUACGUGCCAAACCUGACCCAGAGCAAGGUGAGGCCCAGCAACGACGGCGGGAUCCGGCUGUGGCAAGAAGGGGCCCAAAAGAUCGUGGGGUUCGACUUCAGGGCGUCCGUGGAGAUGUUCAUGGAGGAACACUUCGGUGACCCGGAGAAUAGGAUGGCGCAGCGGAAAUUGACGUUCGGGUUGCUCGACUCGCGAAUGUUCAAUGAAUUCGACGGGGAGUGGCGAAUGCAGUUCAACAGCCGCAAGCAAUUCAACACAGCUCAGGGGCCAGAGUACCAGUACACGACCAAGCUGUUCUACAUGGUGCACAUCAGGCCCAAGGGCCCUGUGCCAGUGCUCGCGUUGGAGUGGCAGAUUUCGAAUGAGGUGCCCAACAAUCUGGCCGCUCUCAAGCUGGCCGCAGAGGCGGUGACGCCGGAGUACGUUGAGAUGCGAAGAAGGGAGCGCGAGCAGGAGGCUGCAAAGCGAUUCGCGCCUCCGCCACUGGUGCUUGCGGGCGCCGCCGCGGCGGACGAGCGCGAGAAGAGGGAAGCCAACGCAAUCGCCAAGGGCGGCGCGGAGGCGUUCGUUGCCAAGGGGAACGGGGACGAAGGCUACGGCCAGCCCGAGUGGGAGUCGGACGAAACUCUCGAGGCGUACCUCAACACGAUGUCAUAAAGCGGGGCGUUGGAGGGGUAGCAAACGAACCUCGAGGAGUACCUCAUAAUGUCUUCGCCGGGGGGGGGGUUGUGGGCGUGUCGCGCUGGGCGGGAAAAGGUGGUCCAGUGUUUUCCGGGGGGGGUGGCGGGCUAGGGGGGGGGUACUCGUUGUUGUCGAGUGAUCUCCCGGGUGACAAGCAGUAGCAAGGACUAAAUGGGAGGAAAGAGGAAACAAAGCUCACUACAGUUUUUUGUAUUGUGGUAAGCCUCCUUGUCAGCGACCGACGUAUAAGACCCGUCACGUGAGAGGUUGGGGAGGGCCACACGUGGGGGCAAUCCAGCUUGACAGCGCGACAUGACGUUUGUGGUGGUCGGAUUAUUUUUGUAUGUACACCGUUCUGUGUCUUUUGUGAGAGUGAGACCCAGAUGUAGAUGUCGUGGAUUCUAAUUUCUACUCUGUUCGGUGGGAGAUUCUGUGGUGGUGAGCGAGCUUCAGAAAGUAGGUUCUCGUUCGAUUCGCGAUUGGUGGAAUCCUCUUCGUUUGUUUGGCUGGUCAUCUUGUGUCUGGGUGUAAUCGGCGUUUUCUCCGAGUCCCGUCGUGUCUGU
Molecule: messenger RNA, 1403 nt
Organism: Ectocarpus siliculosus
Lineage: Eukaryota; Phaeophyceae; Ectocarpales; Ectocarpaceae
Source: the annotation of a GenBank genome assembly